GGUUGGUCUUUAUCUGGGAGAAAGUAAAAUGGUGAAAGACAGGGAGAGAUUUAUUCUCUAAUGAUUAACGUAAGGGGGGGACUUGCCUCCAAUUACAUGCCAUUUUGUUGAAAUGGCUGGGAUAUAAGAUAAAGACAGUGGAAACCACUGUAGGAGGCACAGCCUGCCCCGCAGUCAGUUGCUUCUGGCUCGGGCCACCGCGGCCAUGGGACCCCAGGUGCUGGCUGGACUGCUGCUGUGCCUGUGCGCCGGGCCCUGGGCCGAGGGCGGGAAGGUGCUGGUGGUCCCCAUGGAGGGCAGCCACUGGCUCAGCAUGCGGGAGGCCGUGCGGGAGCUCCACGCCAGGGGCCACCAUACAGUCGUCCUUUCUCCAGAGGUGAACAUGCACGUCAAGCCAGAGGACUUUUUCACCACGGAAACCUACGCUACUCCGAACACGCAGGACGAAUUUGAUUAUGUCAUGAUGGGCCAGGUGCAUGUGCUAUUUGAAAGAGUAAAUUUUCUAAAGAUGUUUUGGAAUGCGAUGGUAGGCUUGAAAAAUGCGUCUUUAAUCUUUCAAAGGUCUUGCGAGGCGCUGCUGUCUCACAAGGAUCUGAUCAGGCGCCUGAAUGCCAGUUCCUUUGAUGUGGUGUUAACUGACCCUGUUUACCCCUGCGGGGCAGUGCUGGCCAAGUACCUGACCCUUCCUGCGGUGUUUUUUUUGCGUGGCAUUCCGUGUGACUUCGAUGUUGAGGGCACAGCGUGCCCAAACCCUUUCUCGUACGUUCCUAGGCUGUUAACAAGGAAUUCAGACCACAUGACAUUCCUUCAAAGGGUCAAGAACAUGCUGUACCCUCUGGCCCUGAAGUACAUUUGCCACGCAUCUUACACUCCUUACGAACGGAUGGCGUCCGAGCUUCUUCAGAGAGAGGUGUCGCUGGUGGAAGUUUUUAGCUCUGCGUCCGUGUGGCUGUUCAGAGGAGACUUUGUGAUGGAUUACCCCCGGCCAGUCAUGCCCAACAUGGUCUUCAUUGGGGGUAUAAACUGUGCCAACAGGAAACCACUAUCUCAGGUCUGUAUUGGUGCUUUUAUUCCGUCCAUGUUCCAAGUGCAACCCAUUUAAAAAAGAACUUAUAUUCAGGUACUUAUUUAUCUACUGAUCUUUCUAAAUAUUUCCACCUCUCAGUCUCUUGCUAACAGUCCUGGGUGAGCUAAAUCGUUAAAGAGUCUCCAGUAGUGUGGUGAAGGCUUGUGAUGGUCUUUGAGAGGAGUGACAGGAAGGGGUGAGGGUCUGUAAUAGGUUUGGGAAGCAAUGGUGUGAUUCAACCCAGACUGCCCUUUGGUAAAGGCACCACGUCGUGGUUGUGCAGUUUUCUCCAGCUGAGCAGGAGCGGAGAACUUGAGCCGUGAACUCAUCCACCGGGGUUUUUGCUUCAUGGU
Messenger RNA from Camelus dromedarius (Arabian camel), 1419 nucleotides. RefSeq names its product UDP-glucuronosyltransferase 1A3-like. Gene Ontology annotation, molecular function: UDP-glycosyltransferase activity. The record is from RefSeq and is a predicted model, not a curated record. The transcript has a single exon. Lineage: Eukaryota; Metazoa; Chordata; Mammalia; Artiodactyla; Camelidae. The coding region runs from base 206 to 1102 and encodes 298 amino acids.